UCCUCUUUGCUCCCUUAUAAGAAUUAUAGGUAAAAAAUUGGGUUCGUGAUCGAGGUCGCUGAUUCUGAAAGUGCCAUUGACAAUUCGGAAUAAUGGACAAAGCGGAUUCUACUCUGUCUGUUUCAUCUUCGCUAGAAUGGCCGGAUUAUGUUGUGAUAGCUAUCUAUUUCGUGGGCAUUCUCGCCGUAGGACUGUGGUCUGGCCGUUCUAAUAAGCAAGACAGCAUUAGCGGCUAUUUUCUUGCAUCGAGAAAUAUGCACUGGAUUCCGGUAGGAGCUUCAUUAUUUGCUAGCAACAUCGGAUCAGGACAUUUUGUUGGACUAUCCGGAUCGGGUGCGGCUUCCGGAAUUGGCAAUGCGGCAUUCGAAUUAAACGCCAUGUUUGUUCUGAUUCUUUUGGGUUACGUCUUUGUUCCUGUCUACAUGGCCAGCGGUGUUUACACUAUGCCGGAAUACCUACGACUCAGAUUUGGUGGGCAGCGGAUUCGUGUCUACCUUUCCGUGCUAGCCCUUCUUCUCUACGUGUUCACUAAAAUCUCGGCUGAUUUGUUUUCCGGAGCUAUUUUUAUUCAACAAGCAAUGGGUUUGGAAGGAGACGCAGGGAUUUAUAUUUCCAUCUUGAUCCUCCUAGGUAUUGCGGCACUCUUUACCAUCACCGGAGGAUUGACGGCUGUUAUUUGGACAGAUUUCGUGCAGACCAUCAUUAUGUUGAUUGGAUCUUUCAUUUUGAUGGGCAUGGCGUUUGUCAAAGUCGGUGGUUACAGCGAGUUGAUUCGCCAGUUUUUCAUGGCGUACCCGAGUGAAAACUACACCGCGUAUGAUUUGAACAACAGAUCGUGCGCAAACAUUCCGCCCGAUGCGAUGCACCUUUUCAAGAGCAUCACGUCGCCUGAAUUACCGUGGACUGGCGUCGUUUUCGGUGUUACCAUCUCGUCCAUCUGGUAUUGGUGCUCUGAUCAGGUUAUCGUUCAACGAACUUUGGCAGCGAAAAGCAUGAAUCACGCAAAAGGAGGCUGUAUCAUGGCCAGUUUUCUGAAAAUCCUUCCGUUGUUUAUCAUCAUUUUCCCCGGAAUGGCUUCGCGAGUGCUAUACACUGAUAGGGUUGCCUGUGCUGAUCCACAGGCGUGCGAAAAAAUUUGUGGAAGUCAGGCCGGAUGCACUAAUAUCGCUUACGCUGAGCUCGUGAUCAAUUUAUUACCUCCAGGAUUGACUGGUUUAAUGUUGUCCGUCAUGUUGGCAGCUUUAAUGAGUUCUUUGACUUCGAUUUUCAACUCAUCGUCAACUAUUUUCACUAUGGACAUCUGGACUCGGAUUCGGAAAAAUCCUUCUGACAUCGAGCUGCUCAUCGUCGGAAGAGUGAGUUGCUUGUUGCUGGUGGCAAUCGGUGUGUUGUGGGUGCCAAUCAUCCAAAAUGUAGCCGGGUCACAAUUAUUUACUUAUAUGCAACAAGUGCAAAACAUCUUAUCACCCCCCGUCAGCGCGGUGUUUUUGUUGGCCGUCUUUUGGCCACGAACAAAUGAACCAGGAGCUUUCUGGGGCCUUAUGGUAGGAUUGAUUGUGGGACUCAUCCGCUUCGGUUUGGAGUUUGGUUACGUUAUUCCACCAUGUGGCACAGGUCUGCCUGAUCCUCGACCAGAGGUCAUCAAGAAGAUUGUGGGAAACGUUCACUAUCUUCAUUUUGGUUGCAUUCUGUUCGUCAUAUCGCUGGUAACAACGGUACUCGUUUCACUUAUCACGGAACCGAUUGAUGAAAAAUAUUUGUACCGUCUUACAUUUUGGAGCCGUCACAGCUCCCAAGUUCGAUCGAUAUUGGAAGACAAUGACAAUUCUGAUAAAUCACAAAAAGAGACGACACCCAUAAUGAAUGCCGAUUCUUCGACUACAGCAAGCAACGACUCAGUAAACGAACUCAACGAACCCCAGCCAAUAGUUGACAAUGCAGUUGAAUUGCCUGUCUGGAGGAAGGCCAUUAACUGCCUCUGUGGCGUCGAGACUCAGAAAGUAACCCAGGAUACUACCGCUGUGGUGACUGCUGUUAUCGAUCCCAAGCAAGAAGCCCUCAUGGCUAGUGAGUUUAUUAAAGAAGACCCGAAAUGGUUUAGGUUCGUGAACACCAAUGCCAUAUUAGUCAUGUCGGUGUCUGCCUUUAUGUGGGCAUGGUAUGCCUAGACUGAAAUUACUGGACGCCACCCAAUGCAACCGUGUUUUUAUAGUUAGUUUGUCUAAAUGUGUGUUGUUGCUAUAAUACUUCCUAGCCCGAUAGGUUUGCGAAAAAGAUUGGUCGUGAACGCUUUUUAUAGGUAAAUUACGUUUGUUGCUGGGGUUUUCUUUGUGCCAAAAUAGUAUAACUGCCAACAAGAAUGUUCAGUUUGCUCUAUUUUUACAAAGCAACAAACACAAACGUGAAAGAAAACAUGACCAGAACGUAGUACUAGAAUUAUUCGCCAAAUCUUCAAGUACUUGUUCUUUUUGCCAUGUUUUUUGUUUGUUUUUGUUUUUCCAUUUCAUGUUGAAAUUAAGAUUGUUGCAAGCAGUGCAAAUAGUGAAUUCUAACAAAUAGUCAAACACUUGUUAACAUUAUUAAUCUUGGGCUAGGACUAAACGGUUUGAGCUCUUGCAUAUGUUUUGUACUGUUGACGUUGACUUCUAUGUUAUUCUACGUAAAAAAGUCAUAUAUAGCGGCUUAGAUUUUA
Molecule: messenger RNA, 2692 nt
Organism: Daphnia carinata
Lineage: Eukaryota; Metazoa; Arthropoda; Branchiopoda; Diplostraca; Daphniidae
Product: sodium/glucose cotransporter 1-like
Exons: 16
Coding region: 93-2168 (691 amino acids)
Biological process (GO): transmembrane transport
Cellular component (GO): plasma membrane
Molecular function (GO): D-glucose:sodium symporter activity
Source: RefSeq, a predicted model, not a curated record